Symphalangus syndactylus (siamang) is the source of this 9336-nucleotide messenger RNA. It is a transcript of the gene PFKFB3, whose product is annotated as 6-phosphofructo-2-kinase/fructose-2,6-biphosphatase 3. Lineage: Eukaryota; Metazoa; Chordata; Mammalia; Primates; Hylobatidae. The record is from RefSeq and is a predicted model, not a curated record. Gene Ontology annotation, cellular component: cytosol. Gene Ontology annotation, biological process: fructose metabolic process; fructose 2,6-bisphosphate metabolic process. Gene Ontology annotation, molecular function: fructose-2,6-bisphosphate 2-phosphatase activity; ATP binding; 6-phosphofructo-2-kinase activity.
CCCUGCGGCGGCUGUCCGGCUCGUGAGCUCCGCGUGGAUCCGGUGCUGGGCCCCCUGCGCUCUGGGGCCCUGGGGUUGUGUUUCCGGCAAAGGAUGUUUUCCGAGAAGGCCUGGGAGCGGCUGUAAAUAAUACCCGAGAGGAAACAGGCCCGGCAGGUGUUUUUGCGAGUCCCGGCGUUGGGUGUGGCUGCGGUGGGCGCGCAGGCCGCAGAUGAGGAAACAGACUAGGAGGGCUUUAGGCAUCUGGACUCUGCGGGGCGGCCCAGGCGCGCAGCCCGUUUCCCUGUGGGUUGAGGACGUGGGAGAAGUGGGCGGCCCACCCCGCCCCGCGCGUGGAUGGGGGCCUGGGGCAGGUCCGCGGUGAAGGCGCCGCCCAAGCUCUCUGAGCACCCGGGGACCGCUCCUAGACCCCAGUAUGGGACCCAGACCCCCUGAGGACCUCGUAUGCAUUGGGUCUGUGGCUCCAUCCCAAUCUUCAUGAAGAGGGCCUGCAGUGAAUUUGGGGAGAGUGAGCCGGUGAAGGGUCAGGAAAUAAGUCACAUGAGGCAUGGUUGAAGAAUUGGGGAUGUUUAACCCAGACAUGGCAGGACUGGGGACACUUGACCACUGUCUGGAAGUAUUUGAAAGACUUAUGAAGGGGCCAGCCCCUCCACACCUGUGGGUAUUUCUCGUCAGGUGGGAGGAGAGACUGAGAAAAGAAAUAAGACACAAAGUAUAAAGAACAGUGGGCCCAGGGGACUGGCGCUCAGCUUAUGAAGGACCCCCACCAGCGGCGGUCUCUGAGUUCCCUCAGUAUUGAUCAUUAUUUUUACUAUCUUAGCGAGGGGAGUGUAGCAGGGCAACAGGUGGGGAGAAAGAAGGUCAGCAGGGAAACGUGAGCAAAGGAAUCUGUAUCCUUGAACUUAUGAUCAUAAGUUCAAGGAAAGGUACUGUGCCGGGAUGUGCACGUAGGCUAGAUUUAUGUUUCUCUUUACCCAAACAUCUCAGUGUAGCAAAGAGUAACAGAGCAGUAUUGCUGCCAGCAUAUCUCGACUCCAGCCACAGGGCGGUUUUCUCCUAUCUCAGAAUAGAACGAAUGGGAUUGGUCUGCUUUACACCGAGACAUUCCAUUCCCAGGGACGAGCAGGAGACAGAAGGCUUCCUCUUAUUUCAAUUGCAAAGAGGCCCCCUGAAGGGGUGGGUUGCCCCUCCACACCUGUGGGUGUUUCUCGUUAGGUGGAACCAGAGAUUUGGAAAAGAAAAAGACAUAGAGACAAAGUAUAGAGAAAGAAGGGGGCCCAGGGGACCAGCGUUCAGCAUACGGAGGAUCCCGCCGGCCUCUGAGUUCUCUUAGUAUUUAUUGAUCAUUCUUGGGUGUUUCUCUCGGAGAGGGGGAUGUGGCAGGGUCAUAGGAUAAUAGUGGAGAGAAGGUCAGCAGAUAAACGUGAACAAAGGUCUCUGCAUCAUAGACAAGGUAAAGAAUCAAGUGCUGUGCUUUAGAUAACGUAUACACAUAAACAUCUCAAUGCCUUACAGAGCAGUAUUGCUGCCCGCAUGUCCCACUUCCAGCCCUAAGGCAGUUUUCCCCUAUCUCAGUAGAUGGAACAUACAAUCGGGUUUUAUACUGAGACAUUCCAUUGCCCAGGGACGGGCAGGAGGCAGAUGCCUUCCUCUUGUCUCAACUGCAAAGAGGCGUUCCUUCCUCUUACACUAAUCCUCCUCAGCACAGACCCUUUACGGGUGUCGGGGUGGGGGAUGGUCAGGUCUUUCCCUUCCCAGAAGGCCAUAUCUCAGGCUGUCUCAGUGGGGGGAAACUUGGACAAUACCCAGGCUUUCUUGGGCAGAGGUCCCUGCAGCCUUCUGCAGGGCAUGGUGUCCCUGGUUAAUCGAGAAUGGAGAAUGGCGAUGACGUUUACCAAGCAUACUGCCUGCAAACAUAUUGUUAAGAAGGCACAUCCUGCACAGCCCUAAAUCCAUUAAACUUUGAUUCAAUACAGCACAUGUUUCUGUGAGCGCAGGGUUGGGGCUAAAGUUACAGGUUAACAGCAUCUCAAAGCAGAAACAAUUUUUCUUAGUACAGAUCAAAAUGAAGUUUCUUGUGUCUUCCUUUUCUGCAUAGGCACAGUAACAAUCUGAUCUCUCUUUUCCCCACAACUUCCUUAUGAGGAAGAGGCUAGACUUUCCUUCUGCCUGGGGGCACAAAAUAGACUUUCCCAGGUGGAGAAUUUCAGGUCAGUUACACAGAGCCCGCGGGGAUGAACGUGUCUGGCCGCCUUUGCAGGAGCCAGAUGUUUACCUAUGUUAGUGGGAGAAUAGUGGAGCUCAGAUGCAAGUUGUCAUCUGCCAGACUCCAAAGCCCUUGCCUUUUCUUGAUGCGUCUAUUUUUUUGUAAAUGUUUAAGUUCAGAGGUACAUGUGCAGGUUUGUUAUAUAAGUAAACUCAUUUGUUGUAGAUUAUUUCAUCACCUAGGUAUAAGCCUAGUACCCAGUAUUUUAUUUUCUUUUUUCUUUGUCUUUUGUUUGUUUGUUUUUUUGGUUUUUUUUGAGACAGAACCUCACUCUGUCGCCCAGACUGAAGUGCAGUGGUGCUAUCUCCGCUCACUGCAACCUCUGCUCCCGGGUUCAAGCGAUUCUCUUGCCUCAGCCUCCUGAGUAGCUGGGAUUACAGGCGUGGACCACCAGGCUCAACUUUUUUUUUUUUUUUUUUUUGAGACAAAGUCUCACUCUGUCAUCCAGGCUGGAGUGCAGUGGCACGAUCCCGGCUCACUGCACCUUCUGCCUCCUGGGUUCAAGUGAUUCUCCUGCUUCAGCCUCCCCAGUAGCUGGGAUUACAGGUGCCCCACCACCACGCCCAGCUAAUUUUUGUAAUUUUUAGUAGAGAUAGGGUUUCACCAUGUUGGCCAGGCUAGCCUCGAACUCCUGAGCUCAGGUGAUCCACCUGCGUCGGUCUCCCAGAGUGCUGGGAUUACAGGUGUGAGCUACCGCGGGAGAGAUGGGGUUUUGUCAUUUUGGCCAGGUUGCUCUCAAACUCCUGACCUCAAGUGAUCCACCCGCCUUAGGCUCCCAAAGUGCUGGGAUUACAGGCAUGAGCCACCGCCCGGCUUGGUAUUUUUUUUUCUGAGCCUCUUCCUCCUUCCACUCAAUGCGUCUAUUUUAGUGGAAUGGGUUCCUUCGUGAACAAUGAGGUUGCAGUUAUUCAUGAAGUAAUAAAGUGUUUGCGUAUUGACUGAUUUCUUUGGACUGGAGGGUUUGCCCAGCCCUGUUGAGCUUUGUCAUUGUCUGCCUCAGGGGAAGAGGGAGAUUGUCCCUGGUCAGAGGAGAAUGCCAGGGCUUCUCUCACGUGGAGGCAGCCUCCCAUCUCACCAGCAAGUCGGAUCUUGAGUAGUACUUGUUUCUGGCCCAUUGCCCCUUUAACAAGGGGCCCAGGUGCCCUUGGACUUGCUAAAAGAAUAAUCAUGACUUUGAGUUUAACAAAUGUGAUCACAGUAUUCCACUGUAAUCCACCUUUCCCACUUCUCCUAGCCCUUCUUCUUCUUUUUUUUUUUUUUUUUUUGAGACGGAGUUUGGCUCUUGUUGCCCAGGCCAGAGUGCAAUGGUGCGAUCUCAGCUCACCGAAACCUCUGCCUCCCAGGUUAAAGCAAUUCUCCUGCCUCAGCCUCCCAAGUAGCUGGGAUUACAGGCAUGCACCACCAUGCCCGGCUAAUUUUGUAUUUUUAGUAGAGAUGGAGUUUCUCCAUGUUGGUCAGGAACUCCCGAUCUCAGGUGAUCCGCCCGCCUCGGCCUCCCAAAGUGCUGGGAUUACAGGCGUGAGCCACCUUGCCUGGCCUCCUAGCCUUUCUUUUUUGCAAAUCUGACACUCCUCCCCUCCACCGCAUAUGCCUAGACAAGGCCAGCAUGGGACUCACACAGGAAGAGCUGAGGACUGGAGGAGUGAGUAACUUUUUUUUUUUUUUUUUUUUUGAGACGGAGUCUUGCUCUGUCACCCAGGCUGCAGUGCAGUGGCCCGAUCUUGGCUCACUGCAAGCUCCGCCUCCCGGGUUCACGCCAUUCUCCUGCCUCAGCCUCUCCGAGUAGCUGGGACUACAGGCGCCCACCACCACGCCCGGCUAAUUUUUUUGUAUUUUUAGUAGAGACGGGGUUUCACUGUGGUCUCGAUCUCCUGACCUCGUGAUCCGCCCGCCUCGGCCUCCCAAAGUGCUGGGAUUACAAGUGUGAGCCACCGCGCCCGGCCUGGAGUGAGUAACUUUUACCUGAGUACGUUUCAGCCCUCCAGGUAGUACCAGGUACAGUACUCUGAGAAGUCCGGAGGAAAACGCCUGUGUGGGUCUCAUUCAGCUCUGCGGCCCUCAGUGUCUGUCUGAUAUUGAGUCUGUAGUGAGGAUGCAUAACAGGGUAACCCUUUCUGAGCUCCUGGAUUCAUUUGCUGAAUUAAUAGCUUCAUACUUUCUGAAGAGAGGAAUACUUUAGGAGUCUCUUUUUUGUCUCUGCCACAUUUAUUAAAUUGUCACAUUUUAACACAUUUUAAGCUAUUUUAACGUCUCUUGAGAGAAGGUAGGGGUUGUGGAAUGUGUAUAAAGAGACAGUAUCUUGUUUUUCUUGGAUCCCUAGCUAGCAGAUGUGAUUACAGUUUUUUUUUUUUUUUUUUUUUUUUUUUGAGACGGAGUCUUGCUCUGUCACCCAGGCUGGAGUGCAGUGGCACAAUCUCGGCUCACUGCAAACUCCGCCUCCCGGGUUCAUGCCAUUCUCCUGCCUCAGCCUCUCCGAGUAGCUGGGACUACAGGCGCCCGCCACCACGCCCGGCUAAUUUUUUGUAUUUUUAGUAGAGACGGGGUUUCACUGUGGUCUCGAUCUCCUGACCUCGUGAUCCGCCCGCCUCGGCCUCCCAAAGUGCUGGGAUUACAAGCGUGAGCCACCGCGCCCGGCCUACAGUUUCUUAUCAAGAACCCAGCCAGAAAAUACCAGCCAAACCCUCUUCCUCCAUUGGAUUAUCUGAGGCAGCAUCCCUGUCUGGUGGGCUCUCUGCUCUGAGCAGUUUGUGGAGCUCCAGAAGAUAUAUCUGAUGAUCCUCCCUUCUUCCUUUCAAGGGAUCUCCUGGAUUAUUCAUCCUAAACCUUGGUCUCAUUCCUCUCCUCUGCCCUCAGGUGUUAAGGAAUUGGAUAUCUAUGGAGAUAGCCAGCCCAGCCCUAAGCGACACUGUAGAGAAGCCUGUGGGCCAAAGCUGACCAACUCCCCCACUGUCAUCGUCAUGGUGGGCCUCCCUGCCCGGGGUAAGACCUACAUCUCCAAGAAGCUGACUCGCUACCUCAACUGGAUUGGCGUCCCCACAAAAGUGUUCAAUGUCGGGGAGUAUCGCCGGGAGGCUGUGAAGCAGUACAGCUCCUACAACUUCUUCCGCCCCGACAAUGAGGAAGCCAUGAAAGUCCGGAAGCAAUGUGCCUUAGCUGCCUUGAGAGAUGUCAAAAGCUACCUGGCGAAAGAAGGAGGACAAAUUGCGGUUUUCGACGCCACCAAUACUACUAGAGAGAGGAGACACAUGAUCCUUCAUUUUGCCAAAGAAAAUGACUUUAAGGCAUUUUUCAUCGAGUCCGUGUGCGAUGACCCUACAGUUGUGGCCUCCAAUAUCAUGGAAGUUAAAAUCUCCAGCCCGGAUUACAAAGACUGCAACUCGGCAGAAGCCAUGGACGACUUCAUGAAGAGGAUCAGUUGCUAUGAAGCCAGCUACCAGCCCCUCGACCCCGACAAAUGCGACAGGGACUUGUCACUGAUCAAGGUGAUUGACGUGGGCCGGAGGUUCCUGGUGAACCGGGUGCAGGACCACAUCCAGAGCCGCAUCGUGUACUACCUGAUGAACAUCCACGUGCAGCCGCGCACCAUCUACCUGUGCCGGCACGGCGAGAAUGAGCACAACCUCCAGGGCCGCAUCGGGGGCGACUCGGGCCUGUCCAGCCGGGGCAAGAAGUUUGCCAGCGCUCUGAGCAAGUUCGUGGAGGAGCAGAACCUGAAGGACCUGCGCGUGUGGACCAGCCAGCUGAAGAGCACCAUCCAGACAGCUGAGGCGCUGCGGCUGCCCUACGAGCAGUGGAAGGCGCUCAAUGAGAUCGACGCGGGCGUCUGUGAGGAGCUGACCUACGAGGAGAUCAGGGACACCUACCCCGAGGAGUAUGCGCUGCGGGAGCAGGACAAGUACUACUACCGCUACCCCACCGGGGAGUCCUACCAGGACCUGGUCCAGCGCCUGGAGCCGGUGAUCAUGGAGCUGGAGCGGCAGGAGAACGUGCUGGUCAUCUGCCACCAGGCCGUCCUGCGCUGCCUACUGGCCUACUUCCUGGAUAAGAGCGCAGAGGAGAUGCCCUACCUGAAAUGCCCUCUUCACACUGUCCUGAAACUGACGCCUGUCGCUUAUGGCUGUCGUGUGGAGUCCAUCUACCUGAACGUGGAGUCCGUCAGCACGCACCGGGAGAGGUCAGAGGAUGCAAAGAAGGGACCUAACCCGCUCAUGAGACGCAAUAGUGUCACCCCGCUAGCCAGCCCCGAGCCCAACAAAAAACCUCGCAUCAACAGCUUUGAGGAGCAUGUGGCCUCCACCUCGGCCGCCCUGCCCAGCUGCCUGCCCCCGGAGGUGCCCACACAGCUGCCUGGACAACCUUUGCUAGGGCAAGCCUGUCUACGAACUGUCUGUCACAUUUUCUCAAAGUUUUCUCCUUACUAACUGUGGAAGAACGUGAAAGGCUCCCGGAGCAGCGCUGACUCCUCCAGGAAACACUGAAGCAGACGUGUUGGUUCCAUUCCAUUUCCAUUUCUGCAGCUUAGCUUGUGUCCUGCCCUCCGCCCGAGGCAAAACGUAUCCUGAGGACUUGUUUCGGAGAGGGUGGGGUGGAGCAGCGGGGGAGACUUGGCCGAAGAGAACCGUGCUUGACACCCUCUGUGUCCCCUCGGCUGCUGGACACCAGAAAGCCACGUGGGUCCCUGGCGCCCUGCCUUUAGCCGCGGGGCCCCCACCUCCACCCUCUGGGUUUCCUAGGAGCGUCCAGCCUCGGAGACCUUCACAAAGCCUGGGGAGGGCGAUGAGUGCUGGUCCUGACAAGAGGCCACUGGGGACACUGUGCCGUUUUGUUUUGUUUCUAUGAUCUCCUGGCACGUUUGGAGCUGGGAAGACCACACUGGUGGCAGAAUCCUAAAAUUAAAUGAGGCAGGCUCCUAGUUGCUGAAGGUCAAGGAAUGUGUAAAAACUUCCACGUGGCUGUUUGGUGCAUCUUGACCUGGGAAGACGCCUCAUGAGAACGAACUUGGACAGGUGUUGGGGCCUCUUCUGCAAGAAGUCCCUGAGCUGAGACACAAGCUGUCUGGGUGGUCCACACACCUUCCGGGCCUGCGUUCUGCCUCCAAAGAUGUUCAAGGGCAGGCUGGCUGCACGGGGAGAGGGAAGUAUUUUGCUGAAAUAUGAGAACUGAGGCCUCCCGCUCCCAGGGAGCUGCAGGGCCCCUCUCUCCUCCGACCUGGACUUGGGGGGAACUGAGAAACACUUUGCCGGAGCUGAUGGCUUUUGCACUUUUUUGAUGGCAGAGGUGUGACCUGAGAGUCACACCUUCUCUUCAGGAACGUAGAUGUUGGGGUGUUUUGUCCUGGGGGGCUUGGAGCCUCUGAAGGUGGGGAGCGGAACACCUGGCAUCCUUCCCCAGCACUUGCAUUACUGUCCCUGCUUUUCCCAGGUGGGGACAGUGGCCCAAGCAAGGCCUCACUCCCAGCCACUUCUUCAAGAGCUGCCUGCACGCUGUCUUGGAGCAUCUGCCUUGUGCCUGGCACUCUGCCGGUGCCUUGGGAAAUUCGGAAGAGUGGACUUUGUCCUGGCCUUCCCUUCAUGGCGUCUGUGACAUUUUUGUCUGUGACAUGGCGUCUGUGACAUUUUGUCACAUUCAUGUCACAUGAAAGCAUGGGACCUGUCGUCACAGCCUGUUGGUUUCUCCUUAUUGCCUCAAACCCUGGGGUAGGUUGGACGGGGGCAGUCUCGUGCCCAGAUGAAACCAUUUGGAAACUCGGCAGCAGAGUUUGUCCAAAUGACCCUUUUCAGGACAUCUUAAAGCUCGUGCCAAAGGUCACUUUUCUUUCCUGCGUUCUGCUGUGAGCCCUGAGAUCCUCCUCCCAGCUCAAGGGACAGGUCCUGGGUGAGGGUGGGGGAUUUAGACACCUGAAAGUGGGCAUGGAGAGAAGAGCCGUUGCUGUUUGUUUUUCGAGAAGCGCUUUUAAAGAAUGCAUGUUUUUUUCCUGGUUGGAAUUGAGUAGGAACUGAGGCUCUGCUUCAGAUAUGGUACAAUCAAGUGGGGGAUUUUCAUGCUGACCCAUGCAAGCCCUCCCCGCCCAUUGCACCCGCUUUGGCUGGCGUCUGCUGGAGAGGAUGUCUCUGUCUGCAUUGCCGUGCAACUCCAGACUCGCGCAGUUUUCUCUCUCUCCCUGGUUGUUGAGUCUCAUCAGAAUGUGUGGGCACGGGGUGGGCAUGCACGGGUGCAUGAUUGUGCUUCACUUGGUUGUAUUUUUCAAUUUGACAUGUAAGGCCUUUUGCUUUGCUCUUGAGAAUAGUUUCUUGUGUCCCCCUUGCAGGCCUCAUUCUUUGGACAUCGACUCUGAAGUUUGAUACAGAUGGGGCUUGAUAAAGCUGUGGUCCCCUCUCCCCUCUGACUACCUAAAAUCAAUACCUAAAUCCAGAAGCCUUGGCCUAACACAGGACUUUAGUUUGGGAAGGGCCUAGAUAGGGAGAGAGGGAACAUGAAUCUGGACAGGGAGGGAGAUACUACGGAAGGGAGAACACUGCCUACUUUGGAAGCCAGUGACCUACCUUUUGAGGGGACAUUGGACGGGGCGGGGUGGGUUUGAGCUACAGUCAUGAACUUUUGGCGUCUACUGAUUCUUACCAACUCUCCACCCCACAAAAUAACGGGGACCAAUAUUUUUAACUUUUGCCUAUUUGUUUUUGGGUGAGUUUCCCCCUCCUUAUUCUGUCCUGAGACCACGGGCAAAGCUCUUCAUUUUGGGAGAGAAGAAAAACUGUUUGGAACCACACCAAUGAUAUUUUCGUUUGUAAUACUUGAAAUUUAUUUUUUUAUUAUUUUGAUAGCAGAUGUGCUAUUUAUUUAUUUAAUAUGUAUAAGGAGCCUAAACAAUAGAAAGCUGUAGAGAUUGGGCUUCGUUGUUAAUUGGUUUGGGAGCCUCCUAUAUGUGACUUAGGACUUCUCUGUGUUCUGUGUAUUUGUCUGAAUUAAUGACCUGGAAUAUAAAGCUAUGCUAGCUUUCAAACAGGAGAUGCCUUUCAGAAAUUUGUAUAUUUUGCAGUUGCCAGACCAAUAAAAUACCUGGUUGAAAUACA